This is a messenger RNA of Cynara cardunculus var. scolymus (artichoke), 2949 nucleotides long. Its product is annotated as poly(A)-specific ribonuclease PARN. Bases 397 to 2583 code for a protein of 728 amino acids. Gene Ontology annotation, molecular function: RNA binding; 3'-5'-RNA exonuclease activity. Lineage: Eukaryota; Viridiplantae; Streptophyta; Magnoliopsida; Asterales; Asteraceae. The transcript is spliced from 8 exons. The record is from RefSeq and is a predicted model, not a curated record. Gene Ontology annotation, cellular component: cytoplasm.
CAAUGUUUCAAUGGACAUGCUCCUCUUUGGAUUCGUUUCUGCUUGCUGCUUUUGCUACUUUUUAGUAGUUUGGAUUUGAUUUAGUUUCAUUAUUAAUGGAAAAAUGACGAUGGAUGAACGAGCACAGCACAAAAAGUUGUUCUGUUGUUGUUAUAGUAGUUGUGAUCAUUAAUGGCCCUGUUUGAUUGUUUGGUCUUUUCUGCUUCCGUUUUUGUGUUUUACUUUGUGAGUUUGAAUUCGGUUGCUAUUUUAUGGGUGAUUUAAUUCUGUUAUGUUUUGUAGUAUAGUGCAAUGAGGUUUUUCCUUUGAUAAAAUUUAAUCAUCAUGAACCUCAAUUUAUUACUUUUUAUCUGAUUUCGUGAAUUUUGAUCUGUUAGCAUCAUCUCAUAAUGCCUUAUGCUGCUACUUUACAGAGCCUCUCAAAGUCGGGGUCAUGAAGAAGUAUCAGAGACUGUGAAAGAGGAUAUUGGUAUGAAGCAACAUUGGAUGGUUAGGGCAAUCUCCAAAACCCUAACCCUGAUUCCAAUUCCGUUUCAUUCAUCUCGUGCUUCCUUUUCCUCCCCUUCUUCGAGUUUCGCUCUCAAGAAUGUUACUAGGUCCAACUUUGAGUUGUCUCUUGCUGACCUUCGUCGUCACGUCAGAGACUCGGAUUUUGUGUCAAUUGACUUGGAAAUGACUGGAGUGACGAGCGCUCCUUGGAGGGAGUCAUUUGAGUUUGACAGAUUUGAUGUUCGUUAUCUCAAGGUGAAGGACUCUGCUGAGAAGUUUGCAGUUGUUCAGUUUGGGGUUUGCCCCUUCCGUUGGGACUCCACCAAGCAGUCAUUCAUUGCCCAUCCGCACAACUUUUACAUAUUUCCCCGUCAAGAAGUUGGAGCUUAUGACCCAUCUUAUGAGUUCCUGUGCCAGACUGCCUCAAUUGAUUUUUUGGCAAAGUACCAGUUUGAUUUCAAUCUGUGUGUAAAAGAAGGAAUAUCUUAUUUAUCUAGAGCACUAGAAGACGCAGCUAGAUUACACUUACAUUCAACACAUGAAGAUGAGUUAUCAGAGUCACCAUGCACAACCAAAGAAAUUAAAGAUGUUCCAUUGGUUAGAAUGGCAGAUAUUCUUUUUGUGGAGAGAAUGAGGAACAAAAUCAGUGAAUGGCAUGAUGACCUGUUACAGAUUAGAAAUAGAAGGUCCAGCCAGAUUCCAGAAGACUCUAAUGACUCCAUGAAUCAGUUUCAGACCAUCUUUUUUAGGAUGCGUCCAGCCAUCAAACUGAAUGGAUUCACUUCCCGCCAGCUAAGGUUGAUUAAGUCGGUUAUACAAAAGAGCUUCAAAGAUUUAGCUUACAUCCGUGUAAAUGGUGCUUCAUGUUUAGAACAAUUUAUCGUCUACACAAACUCCAGAAGGGACCUAGAGUUGCUUAUGAAAGAGGUUAAAGGAGACCUUUGCAAGGAAGCAGAGAUGAAGAUUGGAGCUGCCAUUGGCUUUCGGCAUGUGAUUGACCUCCUUUCCUCCGAACAAAAGUUGAUUGUUGGACACAAUUGCUUUCUUGAUAUUGCACAUGUAUGUAGAAAGUUUGUGGGUCCUCUUCCUUCGAAUCUUGAGGAAUAUGUAACCUUAGUUCAAAAGAACUUUCCAUACAUAAUUGACACGAAGAUCCUCCUGAAUGCAAGUAAUGUAUUGCAAUUAAAGAUGAAGAAGAGUAGCACUUCACUGUCCAAAGCUUUUGCCAUUCUCUGCCCACAUAUUGCUUCUGGUGUCAGCAGCUCUGGCUUGGCUCCUAGUUCUGUCACAGUUGAGGUUCAAGUGGAUGAUAUGAGAUCAUCAAACUGGAACUCUGGAGCUAAGCAUGAAGCUGGUUAUGAUGCUUUCAUGACAGGGUGCAUUUUUGCCCAAUCAUGCAGUCAUCUUAAUAUUGAUUUCAGCUCUCACUCAAUGUUGAUGAAAGAAGAGAAGCUUCAAAAGUACAUCAAUCUUCUUUACCUCAGUUGGAGUUGUGGAGAUAUAGUUAACAUAAAAACUGGUGGAACUACAACAGAAUCUUCAGCAUUUAACACUUUCAAAAUCCAACCAACAAAGAUUUUGUUUCCAAAUAUUGCCAUAAUUUGGGGCUUCCCGUCAAAGCUCAAGGCAAGGGAGAUAAAAGAAUCUCUUUGUAAAGUUUUUGGGUUGACCUCAGUUACAUCCAUCUACCACUUGGAUAGGACUGCUGUGUUUGUUCAGUUUAACAAGUCCGAAUUGGUUUCUGAUUUUCUGGAACUGAAAUCGAGACUUGAGAAGAAGAAUGAUGCUAUUUCUGUUUUUCACCCCCUUUCAGAACUUCUGGAAGGUGGAAACACCCGUGCUGCCUCUUAUGAGGUAUACAAAGAAAUUUGUGGUUCCCCCAUUUCGAAAGUCCUGUUUGCUGAUCAAGCUGAAGCUGUUGGUAUUAAUUUGAACACCAAAUUGUUAGAAAAUAAGGUCCAAGAAAAUGGUUCGUUUGCGAAUUCACAAUCUCCAAUUGAUACCAAGACAGCAGACAUCAAACAACCAUUAAAGUGUACCUCAGGUAGCAGCAAGUUUCCUAAAGGAGAAAUGCUAGAUAUUGUAUCCUGCUGAGACUCAUAUUGGCAUGUGCCGGGAGUUCUUGCAAGCUAAUGUGAAGAAAUAACAAACAAGUUUCGUGAGGUGAAGCAAAGCUGUAUGUAAAUGGUUCAAAACUCAUAAAAAGAGACGGAGGAUUCAAGGAAGUGAUAUUGAAGACAAUAGUGUUGCAAGUGUUUUACUGGUAUGCCGAAGCAGUAUGGUCUUUUUUUUUUUCCGUAAUCGGUUGUCGAAAUUCAAGAAAAUAGUGUUUUACAAACGAACGAACCGUUAUAUGUGCUCUUUGUCACAUCAAAACGUCAAAUUAUGACGUUGGUUAAUCGUUAGCCUAAGACCGAAGCAAAGACUAAAUUAAACGAACCCAAGGAGUGGAAUCUGGAA